Molecule: messenger RNA, 714 nt
Organism: Miscanthus lutarioriparius
Lineage: Eukaryota; Viridiplantae; Streptophyta; Magnoliopsida; Poales; Poaceae
Source: the annotation of a GenBank genome assembly
AUGGCAUCUCCACCGCCAGCCACCGUGAUCCAGAUUCCUAAUUCGCACACCAACGGCGUGCCAGUGAGAUCACCGACGAUCAUUACCGCCCCACACAUGCCUAGUAAGGUCGCCGAUGCUGAAUCCACGGCUAUGCCGUCAGCACCCAAUCCCGGGACUGCGACCGACAAGAUGAUGGCAAGCACGGCGAACCUGGCGCAGCUCUUGCCGACUGGCACUGUACUGGCGUACCAGGCGCUGUCUCCAACGUUCACAAACCAUGGGAGUUGCUACCCGGUGAACAGGUGGCUCACCGCAGUGCUGGUCGGCGUCCUGGCUGUUCUCUCCCUCUUCUUCUCGUUCACCGACAGCAUCAUCGGCCGUGACCGCAAGCUCUACUAUGGCAUGGCCACGCCCCGCGGCUUCAAUGUGUUCAACUUCUCCGGGGAGGAGGAGGAGCAGGGGUGGGCGCUUGGCGAGCUGCAGCGGCUGCGGCUCCGCCCGCUGGACUACGUGCAUGCCUUCUUCACCGCCGUGGUGUUCCUCACCGUGGCGUUCAGCGACGUUGGGCUCCAGAGGUGCUUCUUCUCCAACGCUAGUGACAACACCAAUGAGCUCCUCACCAACCUGCCGCUGGGGAUGGCGUUCCUGUCCAGUUUUGUGUUCUUAAUCUUCCCAACAAAGAGGAAGGGCAUCGGCUACAACGAUACCACACCCCGUCAGAGAGCAGCUUGA